GAGACAACAACGUGAGUAGAGCCUGUCAUAUGUUUCUGCUGCUUUACUGAUUCCUCCGGUUUUUGCAGCUUAAUUACACGGAUUAUCUUCAAAAUGGGGCACACGAGUUUAGAAAAAAUCAUUGCACUACAAAAGAAAACCUCAAACAUUAGAAACAUCUGUAUUUUGGCACAUGUGGAUCAUGGGAAAACAACACUGGCAGAUUGUUUGGUUGCAAGCAACGGCAUAAUUUCCAAUCGCUUGGCAGGGAAGCUCAGGUACUUGGACAGCCGGGAGGAUGAACAGAUCCGGGGGAUCACUAUGAAGUCCAGCGCCAUUUCAUUACAGUAUACGACAGGAGAAAACGAAUACCUCAUUAAUCUGAUCGACUCUCCCGGUCAUGUGGACUUCUCCUCUGAGGUGUCUACGGCUGUGCGGCUCUGUGAUGGAGCCAUUGUCAUUGUGGACGCAGUAGAAGGAGUGUGUCCUCAGACACAAGCAGUAUUGCGCCAGGCAUGGCUGGAGAACAUUCGACCUGUACUCGUUAUCAACAAGAUCGAUCGGCUAAUCGUGGAGCUCAAGCUCAGUCCUCAAGAGUCCUACACUCACCUUCAGAAAAUUCUCGAACAGGUAAAUGCUGUGACAGGCAGUCUGUUCACUUCGAAAGUGCUGGAGGAACGGGCAGUGAAGGAGGCACAGACUCACGAAGAGCAUCCUGAAGCCGACGGAGGAGAGCAGGUUUACGACUGGAGCUCAGGCCUGGAAGAAACAGACGACUCUCAUCUAUAUUUCAGUCCUGACCAGGGCAACGUGGUGUUUGCCAGUGCAAUCGACUCCUGGGGCUUCAGCAUCCAUCAGUUUGCACAGAUCUACAGCCAGAAGAUGGGGAUUCGCUUGCAGCUUUUACAGAAGACCCUGUGGGGGGAUUACUUCCUGAAUGCCAAGGCUAAAAAGAUCAUGAAGGGAGCACAGGCAAAAGGAAAAAAGCCUCUUUUUGUCCAGCUGGUCCUGGACAAUAUUUGGAGUUUAUACGAUGCUGUGGUCAUCAGAAGAGACAAAGAGAAGGUGGAGAAGAUGGUGACCUCAUUAGGGUUAAAGGUCAUGGCCCGAGACCUUCGUCAUUCUGACCCCAAAGUGCUCCUGAGUGCCAUCUGCAGUCAGUGGUUGCCCGUGACUCAGGCGGUGCUCUCAAUGGUGUGUGAGAAGUUGCCGGCUCCUACUGAGGUGAGCUCUGAGAGAGUGGAGAAGCUGAUGAGUGUGGGCACACGCAGGUUCGACUCCCUGCCCGAAAAAACACGACAGCUUAAAAAAGCAUUCUUGGAGUGCGCAAGUGAAGAAUCGGCGCCAGUCAUCGUUUUCGUGUCAAAGAUGUUCGCUGUGGAUUCAAAGGCCCUGCCACAGAACAAACAGAGGCCCCUGACUCAGGAGGAGAUUUCUCAGCGUCGAGAGCUGGCCAGACAGAGACAUGCGGAGAGACAAGCGGCCAGUCAGGGCUCUGAAAACCCAGAGGCCACCAGCACCAACAAACCAGAUACUGACGAUCUGUGCAUGCAGACGGAGGCCCUGACAGUGAAAUCCACUUCAGAGGAGAAAGAGUGUUUUGUAGCUUUUGCACGUGUCUACAGUGGCAUAGUGCGCAGAGGUCAGACUGUGUUUGUGCUCGGACCCAAGUACGACCCUGCUGUCGCGCUGCAGACGCUAUCAGAUGAGUGUACAGUCUCUGACUCUAUGCCCGCCAUACCCCACAUGGCCUGCUGCACUCUGGAGCGGUUGUACUUGCUGAUGGGUCGAGAGCUCGAGGAGCUUGAUGAGGUUCCAGCAGGCAACGUUCUGGGAAUCGGUGGGAUGGAGGAGUUUAUUCUAAAGUCAGCCACCAUCUCGACCUCGGCCGCGUGCCCCCCCUUCACGCCACUCAACUUCGAGGCCACCCCCAUCGUCAGAGUAGCGAUCGAACCCAAACAUCCCAGCGAGAUGCCCAAGCUGGUGCGGGGGAUGCGUCUCCUGAACCAGGCUGACCCGUGUGUGGAAGUUUUGAUCCAGGAGAGUGGAGAGCAUGUACUUGUCACAGCAGGAGAGGUUCACCUGCAGCGCUGCCUUGAUGACCUUCGUGAGAGGUUUGCCAAAAUUGAGAUCAGCGUCUCUGCUCCCAUCAUCCCAUUCCGUGAGACAGUGAUUCGGCCGCCCAAAGUGGACAUGGUGAACGAGGAUCUUGGGCGGCAGCAGAAGAUUGCAGUGAUCCAUCAAACUAAAGAGGAGCAAAACAAACUCCCAGAAAAUAUUCAGAUAGAUUCAAGCGGCCUGGUGACCCUCACCACCCCCAACAAAAUGGCCACUAUCAGCAUUCGGGCUGUGCCUCUACCUGAGGAAGUGACCAGGCUGUUGGAGAAGAACGCAGUGCUCAUCCGAACAAUGGAGCACUUCAACCUGCUGGCACGAGAGGGCAAAGCUUUAGAGAUUAGGUCACAAACUCUGGAGGAAAUCCGUGAUUUAAAGGCAGAAUUAGAAAAGCACCUUCAGGGACACAAGUGGAGAAACGCAGUGGAGAGGAUCUGGGCAUUUGGACCACGUCGCUACGGCCCCAACAUUCUCCUGAACAGUGUUGAAGGAUACCAAAGGCCAUCAGUGUGGCAGUCUCUAAAAUUAGACAAGGAGAAAAGCGAAGGUGUCACUCUGAGAGAUUUGGACAACAGCAUUGUUAGUGGGUUCCAGCUGGCCACGCUGUCAGGCCCCAUGUGUGAGGAGCCGCUGAUGGGGGUCUGCUUCUCCGUAGAGAGCUGGGACUUGAAAAUCCCAACUCAGACUUUACAGAAGAACUCACAAGAUGACUCUAUUCAUCACCAGAGUUUGGAGGCAAAUAAUAACGAGCUUGGAGAAGACAGCGAGGCACAGAGCAGACGUCGAGACACGGUCGACUGCUACGGGCCUUUUUCAGGUCAGCUCAUUGCUUCCAUAAAAGAGGCGUGCAGGUACGCUUUCCAGGCCAAACCACAGCGCCUCAUGGCCGCCAUGUACACCUGUGAGAUAAUGGCUACAGCUGAGGUCUUAGGGCGUGUGUAUGGUGUCCUCUCCAAGCGCGAAGGUCGUGUCCUCAAUGAGGAGAUGAAGGAGGGAACAGAUGUGUUCAUCAUCAGAGCCGUACUGCCGGUGGCCGAGAGCUUUGGAUUUGCCGACGAGAUCCGCACAAGGACGAGCGGCCUGGCAAGCCCUCAACUGGUGUUCACUCACUGGGAGGUCAUCUCCAGCGAUCCGUUCUGGGUGCCAACUACUGAAGAAGAAUAUCUCCACUUUGGAGAGAAGGCAGAUUCGGCCAAUCAGACACUGAAGUACAUGAAUGCUGUUCGGAAGCGCAAAGGGCUUUAUGUGGAGGAGAAGAUCGUCGAACACGCUGAGAAACAGCGGACUCUCGGCAAGAAUAAAUGAACUCUUCAACACACAAAAUUUCCCUUCGAAAAACAAGAGCUCCCUGGUUUUGAAACUUUUUUUUUAUUUUUAUUUAUUUAUUUUUUUUUGCUGGAUGGCUGUUUAAAGUCCAAUAAUUGUACUGAGUUCAUCCAUACAAUUAUGGCGUAAUUGGUCUGGAUAUCUGUAUAUUCAGUAUUCUUCAAACAAAAGUUUCAAAAAUCUGAAAACCACUGGGGACUAAAAGCAAAUACCACAUUAUACUACAAUAUUCCACAAUAUUUCCAAAUACAGUUCUAAAAUGUUGACUUGACAUGACAAUUCCAUUUGCUGUGUACUUAAUGAAGACAGUUUGUGUAGCUACGUGUAUUAAAUACAUGACAGUAGUUGCAAAAAUGCAAAACUUACUGACCAAAGUGAACUCAGCAUAAUGUUUGUCUGAACAGCAUGAGACCUUUAUUUUGACAAAUUUCUUGACUGGUUUGAAGUUUUAGAAUUCUGUAUUAAACAGCCUUCGAUCUAACAUCUGGUGAGCCGUCCUUGCCAAGCAAUUCAUUUUCACUUGAGCUUUUCUUAAAGAUAUAGUUUGAUGAAAAAUUAACUGUACUCCUUUCUCCAUUACCUCAAAUGAUGUCAGUCGGCCAAGACGUCCAUUUACUGAGACUUGCAUUACUUGACAGCUACAUUAUCCUCCCAGCUCCAGUGCAGAACUAAAAAAGGAAACCUUAGACAUGUAACGCACCUUGACUGAUCAACUAUAUUUGCAGUAAAGGGAACAUUGUGUAAAAUUAGAUUUUUUUUUUCACUGAACCAUUGCUUUAAAUUAGCACAGUUCUGGAGCUGCAUUUCUCAACAAUGUGUGAAAAGCUCCCCAAUGCCAAAGACAAUUGGAUAAUUGACUAGACUAGCCUUCUCCUAGAGUUCCCCGAUGGAUUUCAUCAUGCAGGCUAUUAAGACCUUAAAUUAAGUUGUGGGGAAGGAAAAAAAACAAGUACAGUGAAUUUCAAGGAUUAGAAGCAUUGAAUUAUUUUGUGGAACAAAGACUAUUAUUAAAUGAAUUACAAUCUCA
Tachysurus vachellii is the source of this 4447-nucleotide messenger RNA. RefSeq names its product elongation factor like GTPase 1 (gene efl1). The coding region runs from base 94 to 3399 and encodes 1101 amino acids. The transcript is spliced from 20 exons. The record is from RefSeq and is a predicted model, not a curated record. Gene Ontology annotation, molecular function: ribosome binding; GTP binding; GTPase activity. Gene Ontology annotation, cellular component: ribonucleoprotein complex; cytosol. Gene Ontology annotation, biological process: cytosolic ribosome assembly. Lineage: Eukaryota; Metazoa; Chordata; Actinopteri; Siluriformes; Bagridae.